Molecule: messenger RNA, 1071 nt
Organism: Effrenium voratum
Lineage: Eukaryota; Dinophyceae; Suessiales; Symbiodiniaceae
Source: the annotation of a GenBank genome assembly
AUGGGCAGCGACCCAGAGGACAGCAUCGUGUCCAUCCACGUGGAGGCCACUUUGGUCACCAAGACGGGCGGCUGGAGCAAGGUGAACCGGCCAGAGCAGGACAGCUUCGAGCUGGAGCAGUUGCGGACGCAGUGUCCGGAUCCAGUGGACAUCGACCUGAUGUACUCCUUCGGCCGGAAGAGCGGGCUGCCCUUGCAGACCCGCUUCCGCACGGUGCGCCACGUGCAGAAAGGCGACAAGGAGUCUUUUGCCCGCCUGGCCAUGGAGAAGGACGGCACCCACGCGGGCUUCUGGCUGGGGCCCUCGUUGAUCGACGGCUCCUUCCAGGCCUCUAUGGCUCUGGCAGAUGCCGCCACCGGCAUCGGAACCUUGAAGAUCCCGCUUUCCAUCCGAAGGCUGCAGCCUUGUGGUCGGAAGUUCUCCAUUGCGGUUUGGUCAUACUUCCAGUUGAUCGAUUUUACUGACAAGUCCACCGUGUUCCGCUCAUGGCUGCUGAACGACGCAGGGGAGGCCCUGCUCUACUUCGACCAUGUUCACUUGCAGGAGGUGCGUGCCAGCCUCAGAGGGUUCCUAUGCGCUCGCAUCGACCUUGGCUCAGCUUGUGAGGAGGAGGACGAUGAGCGAGAGCCAUUGCGUGGUGGCGUGCCCAUCUCUGAGGAGGAGUGGCGCAAUCUGGAUUGGUUCAUUGGCCAGAGCAUGAUACGGCCGUUGCGAUGUGCAGAGCUGAUCUAUUUGAUUGCUGUCCCGAGCAUUGCAACCGUCGGAGGAUUCUUCACAACCCAGAAGACGGGGUUUCCAGUGAUCUUCUACUUCAUGUACUUGCCGCUGCUUUUAGGUAGUAAAAUCUUGGAGGUUUAUAUAUUGAAGGGCUGGGGUGACAUCGAUUGCAACGCUGCAAGCAUCCAGAGGGCCCAGUGGGCCAAAAUUGGCUUCCGGCAUCCAGUGAUGCUGCUCAUCUUUGGCUCACUGGAGCAUGCGGAUUUGUUCCUGGAUGUCGUCUUUACAGCCACCGCCUUCAGUUCAGGAUUCGCCGCCCAGCUGCCCUUCAGCCUGUGUUUGGAAGACGCUUGA